CAUUAAUUAACCAUUUUCCGCUCGGGUUCCUAGAGUAGCGUUUCGAUUUUCCGUUUUCGGACGAAGUAGGGUGAAAGGUGAAGUCGAGGUCUUGACUAUAUCGUCAGCGUCAAGGAUGAAGGCUAGAGCGGGUCUAGGCUGAAGACGGUCGACAGUAACGAUGGUGUUGGCAGAGAAUAUUGGUUCUCCUUGUUAACAUCAUUAGAAGGCGGAUUCCAUCAAUGUCGAGUUUCGUUUCGGGCUAUGGAGGAGGUCGUUUUUCAGUAUAAAAAGAUGGCUAUUGGGGAAGAGAACAACAACUUGAAUUUUGAUGAUGACGAUGAAGAAGAUGGGGAGUUUGAUACAGCCGAGAAGGGGGCUAAAUUCCCGGUGAUGGGAAUUUUUCUCACAGAUCAGAAAAUCAAUUUUCAGGCUUUAAAGGACCUGUUGGCCUCAAUUUGGCGUCCAAGCAAAAGGGUAUCAAUCAAGGAGAUAGGCGCUAAAAGGUAUUUGUUUACUUUUUAUCGUAUUGUGGAUAUGAAUCGUGUUCUUGAAGAUGGUCUGUCGUUAUUUUAGAGAAAUUUAUUAGUGCUUAAGGCGG
Messenger RNA from Cuscuta epithymum, 580 nucleotides. NCBI's taxonomy places the organism in Eukaryota, Viridiplantae, Streptophyta, Magnoliopsida, Solanales, Convolvulaceae. The record is from the annotation of a GenBank genome assembly.